Messenger RNA from Gastrolobium bilobum, 1000 nucleotides. RefSeq lists its product as uncharacterized. Lineage: Eukaryota; Viridiplantae; Streptophyta; Magnoliopsida; Fabales; Fabaceae. Gene Ontology annotation, molecular function: ubiquitin-protein transferase activity; zinc ion binding. The transcript is spliced from 6 exons. Gene Ontology annotation, biological process: protein ubiquitination. Gene Ontology annotation, cellular component: membrane. Bases 102 to 764 code for a protein of 220 amino acids. The record is from RefSeq and is a predicted model, not a curated record.
GAAAGACAUAGCAUUGAAAGAAAAGAAAAACAGAGCACAGGACAGAAUUUGAAAACAAAGGCUCAAGUUUUAAGAAGCAAAGAUCAUCGGGUGUGAGAAAUAUGGUAGAGGUUGUCUUGCUAGUCGAUGAUUUGAAAUUACUUUCUGGGAUAUCUCGCUGUAGAAUAUGUCACGAAGAAGAGUUUGAGAGCUCAAAAAGCUUGGAAGCACCUUGUGCUUGUUCUGGGACCGUUAAGUUUGCUCAUAGAGAUUGCAUACAGAGAUGGUGCAACGAGAAAGGAAAUACAAUCUGUGAAAUAUGUCUCCAGAAAUAUGAACCUGGAUUUACAGCAAGCCCAAAGAAGGCUCAGAUAAUUGAUGAAGCAAUGUCCAUUAGGAGAGAGCAAGAAGCGUCAAACGCAAGAAUAGAGGCUGUGGUUGAAGGAGUUGCAAUAGAAAGAGAUUACUCUGAAUGCAGCUCUGCCACUGACAGAAACGCGUCUUGCUGUCGAUCACUGGCAUUAGCUUUUACAGUUGUAUUACUUGUAAGACAUCUUUUCGCAGCGCUUACAAAUGGAACGGAAGAUUACCCGUUUACACUUCUUACAGUCAUUAUACUAAAGGCUAGCGGAAUUAUUAUACCCAUGUACAUAAUUAUCAGGACGAUCGCAGCCAUUCAGAACAGUGUUCGGCGCCACUAUCAGGAUUCUGGCCACGACACAUCAAUGUCUGAUGAAGAUGACGAUAGUGAGACAGUGCAUAAUGCAAAUUUGAGACAUUCAUAGGUUAUUUGCUUCAAUGGGUAUCAGAGCAUUAUGAUGAUACUCGUCAAAUUCCAACAUUUUGCGGCAAACAUGAAAAUGGAAAUCAGAUCGAAAUACAUCUUCCCCGACCGCCGACCCGCCCAAGAAUGACAGAUUAAAUCUUCAGUCUAAGAAUCAGCUUCACCCAUAUAUUUCAGAAGAAUCAAUAUUCACUCUCUUGAAAUAAUUACAUAUUUUGUAAAUUCUCUCCUAAAAAA